AUGUUGGUCCGUUCCGCCAGCGCAAGGGGAUCCGUGAUCCCCAUCAUUCUCCUUCUCACGUGCAGCUGGCUGCUCGUCGUCCAUUUCCACCUCCAAUGGGACUGGUCCCUAUUCGCCACGGAGCCACGAGUAGAGGUGGUCGUGGCUAGCGUCAGCGCCGAGGACACCACCUGGGUCCAUCGCUUCCUCCCGGGCUGGGCCCGCAGCGUCUACGUCGUCGACGAGCCCACGGCCCCGCUGACGGUCCCGGAGAACAAGGGCCGUGAGGCCAUGGUGUACCUCACCCACAUCGUGGCCAACUACGACACCCUAGCCGAGACCACCGUCUUCAUCCACGCCUCGCGCUUCGCCUGGCACAACGACGACCCGGACUACGACAACCUGCCGACCCUGCGCAACCUCAACCUGGACUACGUCCAGUCCUCGGGCUACGUCAACCUCCGCUGCGUCCAGGUCCUCGGCUGCCCCGUCGAGAUCCGCCCGCACGUCGACGCCGCCACCGAGCGGGCGCGCAGCAUCGGCGCCAGCAGCGACGGCCGUCCGCUCACCGCCAAGCAGAUCUACAAGCAGUCCUUUGAGGAGCUGAUGCCGGGCGUCGAGGUCCCCGAGAAGGUUGGCGUCAGCUGCUGCUCGCAGUUUGCCGUCUCCCGCGAGGCCAUCCACAGCCGGCCGAGGGAGGACUACAUCCGCUGGCGGGACUGGUUGUUGGAGACGCCGCUUGCGGAUGAUUUGAGUGGGCGGGUGUUUGAGUACAUGUGGCACAAAACUUCACUGGUCCGUUGUGAUGCCCCUGAGGUUGAUGGUACCGGCCCCGCGUUAGAAACGGCGUCUGGGUGGUCGAUGGAAGGCUGUCUCAUCAGCGACAUGUCGGCGCUUGCUAGUUAG
Molecule: messenger RNA, 885 nt
Organism: Chaetomium fimeti
Lineage: Eukaryota; Fungi; Ascomycota; Sordariomycetes; Sordariales; Chaetomiaceae
Exons: 2
Coding region: 1-885 (294 amino acids)
Source: RefSeq, a predicted model, not a curated record